Triticum aestivum (bread wheat) is the source of this 1773-nucleotide messenger RNA. Its product is annotated as putative F-box protein At3g16210. The record is from RefSeq and is a predicted model, not a curated record. Gene Ontology annotation, molecular function: protein binding. Lineage: Eukaryota; Viridiplantae; Streptophyta; Magnoliopsida; Poales; Poaceae. The coding region runs from base 118 to 1233 and encodes 371 amino acids. The transcript has 3 exons.
UUCAGUCUCAUCUUACUUGCACAGGCAGUGUCGCCUAGGUCACCCGCACUCCAACCCCCAGUGUGGCGGCUGCUUCACCCAACCCCCACUCCCGCAAUCCCUCCCCAGGUGGGCGACAUGUUGCCGCCGGCGGCGGCGCCGCCGCUCGACGACGAGAACCUACUCACCGAGAUCCUCCUCCGCCUCCCGCCGCUCCCGUCCUCCCUCCCGCGCGCAUCCCUCGUCUGCAAGCGCUGGCGCUGCCUCACCUCCGACCCAGCCUUCUCCCGCCGCUUCCGCCUCCACCACCGCCGCAACCCUCCCCUCCUCGGCUACUUCCACGGAGUUUUUGACGAGAUCCCCUUCGAGCCUAUCCACUUCGAGCCUACUCUGGAGGCCCCCAAUCGCGUUCCGCCCGGGCGCCUCUCCUUGCAGUCUGACUCCAACCUCCAUGUACUGGGGUGCCGCCAUGGCCUCGUAUUAAUCUUGGACUGGCCCCAGCUCCUGGUAUGGGACCCCGUCGCCGGCCACCAGCACCGCCUAGCCUAUCCCCCGGGGUUCGAUCCGGACAAGUCCAACGGGGCGGUGCUCCGCUCUGCCGCCGGUGCCGGCGAGGUUCACUUCCAGGUCGUCUUGGUCGUCGUGUCAGAUUAUGAGGAGAGGUUGCUCGCCUGUGUCUACUCGUCAGAGACUGGGGCGUGGGGUUCUCUAAUCUCAACACCAACUCCAUCCGGGGACUCCCCUGACACCAGGGUUUGGUGGGAGCCCGCUGUGCUAGUUGGGGAUUCCCUUUACUGGAUGAUCGCUGAUACCACUUUGUCCAAUCUCCUUGAGUUCGAUUUGAAGACGGAGAGCCUAGCCGUGAUGCAGCUGCCACCGGAAAAGUCGUGUGAUGCAGAAAGCGGGGUUAGUCACGAGCAUUUCACUGUCAUGCAGGCAGAGGGUGGUGGUGGGCUCGGCGUGCUCUCUGUGUCAGGCUUCACCGUCCAAUUAUGGAAGAGGAAGACCGGUUUCGAUGGCGUUGCAUCAUGGGAGAUGGGAAGAACUGUUGAACUGGACAAGCUUCUCUCUAUGGGUUCACAGGAUUUCUUGACCAUACAAGGGUAUGCCGAGGACAAUAAUUUGGCGUUCCUGUGGACCGGUAAGAGUGUCUUCAUGGUCAUGCUUGAGCCAUUUCAGUGCGAGAAACUUUUAGACACCAACAAGUGGGAUCGUUAUUAUCCAUUUGAAACCGUCUAUGCUGCAGGUACCUAGAUUUGUAUUCUGGUUGCCGAGAUGCAGGAAUUGGCUUCUUCAAUUUGGUUAGUAUAACAAAGACGCAAAGCACCAGCAGAAUGAGCUUCCUCCCUGGCAGCAUUCUGAUGCGAUCAGGAGAUUAUUGUUGUGUCUCCAACUCAGCCAGCCCACUGAUGAAGCCUUGGAGGUCCGUUUCUGAUCUCCAUUGGCCACACCGUCAAGGAUGUCAUGGACCAUGGCGAAACCAAGUGGUGCCUCGAGACAUUUCGUUCUCUCAAGCCACGAGCAAUGCAUCUUGUUUGGACAGCGCUUCAGGUCAUUCUUAAGUCUUAAUCCUUGCCCUGGUGUUAUCUUGUUUGCACAAUGCUUCCGUCAGAGUUAAAUAGUUAGUAUUGAAGUUGCUUGCUUGACCAAUUUACUCAGGUCAAUCCAGCAUUAGUUACUGACCGAUCGGUCGUCGUCAUCAGUAACCAAUGCAUUAAAAGAUUUAAGCUCAGUACAGCCCUGUAAUAGAUAUUGUGAUGUGAGGAGUUCAGUAAAAUACCUUGGUCUUCCUGU